Molecule: messenger RNA, 578 nt
Organism: Phalaenopsis equestris
Lineage: Eukaryota; Viridiplantae; Streptophyta; Magnoliopsida; Asparagales; Orchidaceae
Cellular component (GO): chloroplast
Molecular function (GO): RNA binding
Source: RefSeq, a predicted model, not a curated record
UCGGGUUCAUACGCGUGAUAGCUCUCCGCAACCGGAGGCCAUACGAAAAAAUGGCGCUGGUUUCGUCGGCUCUUCUCUCUGGCUUCUCUACCAUUUCAUCAUCUUCUCUUUGCUCCUCCCUUCAAAAAUUCUUCAUUUCUACCUCCGUCCUUCCUCCUUCCUCAAUCCCACUCCAUUCCCAGUUUCUCCUCCUUGAUCGCUCUUCGCGUCACUUAUCCUCAACCCCAUCUUCUUUCGCGCGCACUGCCCACCUCCGCCGCGAAACCGGGCACGAAGAUUCCGUCUUCCCCAUAAUCUCCGACUUAGAAGAUGCAGAUAAAUUACGGGAAGAAGAUGAAUCCCUGGCGACCGAAUCAGUCAAAGUGUGGCUUCCGAGCUUCCCAGUCCCUAAGCUCACCAUCAAGGAGAAGAAGGAAUUAGCUUCCUAUGCUCAUAGCCUCGGUAAGAAGCUCAAAUGCCAGCAGGUCGGCAAAUCUGGUGUCACCCCUACUGUCGCGGGCGCCAUGGUCGAAGCCCUCGAGGCCAAUGAGCUCCUAAAGCUCAAAAUACAUGGAAGCUGCCCUGGGGAGCUCGACGAU